This is a messenger RNA of Corythoichthys intestinalis (scribbled pipefish), 2639 nucleotides long. It is a transcript of the gene rmp24, whose product is annotated as chromosome 22 C18orf21 homolog. NCBI's taxonomy places the organism in Eukaryota, Metazoa, Chordata, Actinopteri, Syngnathiformes, Syngnathidae. The transcript has 5 exons. Bases 111 to 800 code for a protein of 229 amino acids. The record is from RefSeq and is a predicted model, not a curated record.
UGCCUCCAGUCUACAAAAGCGUGAAUACUAGGCCAGAUGUACUCACGUACUUACUUCGUUUUUAUGAAGGUUAAAAAAGCAACACCUCUGAAGAGUCUACUAGUGGAAAAAUGAACUCGCACGAACAAAAUUUGUCGGACUCCUUUCGGCUAAACGCGUCCAUGCUGUUUCAAGAAAGCUGUCCGGAGGAAUCCAGAUAUUUGCUUGAGCAGUAUUUCACGUGUCUAGAAAAAAAUUCGCCGGAAUCCUUUGCAUCGUUGGACAAAACUUCAGUGUGCCAGUACUGCUUCCAGUCGCUGCGGCCUGACAACCACCAUGUGCGUCUACGACCCAAACGCCGGCCAUCCAUCAGGGUGCAGAGGCUCUUGCGGCAGAUGGCCCAGGGUCGAGGGCUCACCCUAAUGCAGAAACGCAUCUUGCGACGCUUCUCAACGUCAUCCUCAGUACUGAUGGCAACCUGCCACACCUGCAACAAAACAACCAGGUACAGAGGAAUGAACCGGGAUUAUUUAUCCACCUUCUACACCCCGGGCAGCAGUAGCAAGCACAAGACCCCGAUGCCUGCUAACAGGACCCUAUCAGCGAGCAAGACCAAGACCCCCAGCAAGGACAAGACCCCCCACCGUACCCCCAGGUCGUCCUCCAGCACACCUGGUUCAAAGUCCUCCACCACCCCUUCCAACAAGACCCCCUCCAAGGCCAAGAACUGGGUGGUCAAACGUCUCAGCAAGAUCUUGAUGCGUGAGGACAAGCCAGAUAGCAAUAAGGGCAGCUUGAAAGAUUUCCUUUCCUCACUUUGAGUUACCUAUUCUCCUUUUGUUAACAAAGUAAGCUGUUUACACAAAAGGAAGGGAAACUACUUUUGAUUCCUGAGCUGCUACAGCGCCCUCACCGGGUGGGGUGUUGCAACAGUGCCGCCACAGACCUCAACGUGUCCUACUUAAGCAAGGAUUUUGUUCAGAGGUUUUGGUGUGAAAAUUCCUUCAGUCACCAUUUGUGUUAUACUUGAGGAAUUGAUCAGUAUUGAUCAUCACCAUGGGGAUGGAUAUGCAGAUUCUCAAUAUGCAAACUUUUGUAAGAAAUAUACAAGCGGUAUUGCCAUCUUUGCUUUAUUUACUUUGAAAAAAAUAUUUUAGUUGUUUGUAAGCUUAAAUUGGCACAUUUGUUGUUGCUUUACAAUAUUGAGUUUAUUUUUUUAAGUGAAGCAAAAAAAGUUAAUUUUAUAUAAUACUGUUUUGGGGGGAAUGUCCCAGAUCCAAUCACAUAGUUAGAAAACUGAAUGAUCAGGCCAUUUUUCAGAAGAUUGGAAUCAGGUGAUAAGGAUCAACUUUUUAAUUAUAAAAUAUAUUUUUUUAACAAAAAUAUACACUAGGGCUGCAGCUAUUAAUGAUUUAAGUAAUCGAUUAAUCUAUCAAUUAGUUUGAAUAAUCGAGGAAUCAUUAAAAACAUUUAAUGCGUUGCAGAAUAAAUUUUAGGAGAUGUAUAACAACAAUUUAUAGCAAAAUUCCGCUUGCUUAAAUGCUAUAAAAUGGUAACUUUUUACAGUGCUCUUAACAAAUCGUAGAAAAACAUGCUUAAUAUACCUCUAAACUCAAUUACGUAUGCAUAAACAAUCAUUUUAGCUCAAAAACUUACAACUUUAUGUUGGUCUUAACAAGGAGCAGCUCGAUCCAGCAAAGUUAGAUGAGUUAUGUCAUAUUGACUGUUGCCACCAGGGGGCAGGUAUCCACCCAAAUCAGUAAAACUAAAUGCAAACACUGUCGAACCAUUACAACGCCACUCUAAUUAUAUGAAUCCUCAAAGCAACAAAAUUUGAUUCGAAGCUUUAUUCUAAUGGAAUUACUCGAGUUAAUCGAUUAACGCAGUAGCACUAAUAUAUACGUUUGAUACUCUGCAGCACUCCCGGAAAAACCGGAAGUACUCUAAACUGUACAGUACUUUAACGUUUGGAACUUUUGUUCAAAUAAUAAAAAAUAUAUUUUGAAAGUCUUUUUUUUUAUUGUAUCAGAUCCAGACUCUGUAUCGGCUGGUUCUCAAAAUCAGGUGACUCGGGUGCAAAAAUAUGCGAUUGUUUUUAUAUGUCACUGUGGGCUGUAUGUGCUGGCUGCAUAUGAUAACUGCUAUAUCUGCAUUUGUUUUGCUUAUAUGUAAAAUAUAGAAAUUGUUUUUUGUCAUUUUUAUUCUGUGUCAGGGUUUUUCUUUGUUUUUACUUUGGCCAUAUAUUUGGAUUUACGUUAUUUGACUUACUGCCCUAAAAUGCGAACAUGUUUUUUUUUUUUAUUGAAUUUUGUAACAAAUAUACCUUUAAUUGUAAGAGAUAUGUAAAACAAAGAGUAGUUUUUAUUGUUUUUUUUCUUAAUUGUGUGGGCAUGGUAUUGCCUUGCAUGGCAGCAGCACCAAUCACUGAUCUAUGAAUAUGUGCAUGAAUGGGUGAAUGUGAAGAUUUGAAGCGCCGUAAGACCUUUGCAAGCUCUGUCUAUUUACAAUUGACCAUUUAUUUGGCUGAAUGUUUUCUUUUUGGUAAAAAAAAAAAAAAAAUCAAAAUUAUACUCCGAUAUCUAGUUUUGCUGGUUAAUGCAUCAUUUUUAAUACCUCAAAUGUAUUUUUACAUCACCUUAAUGUGAAAUAAAAACCUUUAU